Molecule: messenger RNA, 1681 nt
Organism: Antechinus flavipes (yellow-footed antechinus)
Lineage: Eukaryota; Metazoa; Chordata; Mammalia; Dasyuromorphia; Dasyuridae
Product: filaggrin-2-like
Exons: 4
Coding region: 231-1199 (322 amino acids)
Source: RefSeq, a predicted model, not a curated record
UCCAGAGGAGUCAUCCAAGACAUGGGAUCCAGAGGGAUCAUCCAGAGGUGGGAUCCAGAGAAGUCAUCCCCAAGGGGGGAUCCAGAAGGGGGAUCCAGAGGGGUCAUCAAGAGGUGGGAUCCAGAGGGGGAUCCAGAGGAGUCAUCCAGAGGUAGGAUUCAGAGAGGUCAUCCAGAGGUGGGACCCAGAGGGAUCAUCCAGAGGUGGGACCCAGAGGAGUCAUCCAAGAGAUGGGAUCCAGAUGGGUCAUCCAGAGGGGGGAUCCAGAGGGGAGAUCUAGAGGGGGGAUCCAGAGGAGUCAAACAAGAGGUGGGAUUCAGAAGGGUCAUCCAGAGGGGGAUCCAGAGGAGUCAUCCAGAGGUGGGAUUCAGAGAGGUCAUCCAGAGGUGGGACCCAGAGGGAUCAUCCAGAGGUGGGACCCAGAGGAGUCAUCCAGAGGUGGGAUCCAGAGUAGUCAUCCAAGAGGUGGGAUCCAGAGGGGAGAUCUAGAGGGGGGAUCCAGAGGAGUCAUCCAAGAGGUGGGAUUCAGAAGGGUCAUCCAGAGGUGGGAUCCAGAGGGGUCAUCCAGAGGUGGGACCCAGAGGUGGGAUCCAGAAGGGUCAUCCAGAGGGAGGAUCCAAAAGAGUCAACCAAGAGGUGGGAUCCAGAGGGGAGAUCUAGAGGGGGGAUCCAGAGGGGUCAUCCCAAGGUGGGAUCCCGAGGAGUCAUCCAGAGGUGGGAUUCAGAGAGGUCAUCCAGAGGUGGGACCCAGAGGGAUCAUCCAGAGGUGGGACCCAGAGGAGUCAUCCAAGAGAUGGGAUCCAGAGGGGUCAUCCAGAGGGGGGAUCCAGAGGAGUCAUCCAAGAGGUGGGAUCCAGAGGGGGGAUCCAAGGGGGUGGAUCCAGAGGAGUCAUGCAAGAGGUGAGUUCCAGAGGGGUCAUCCAGAGGUGGGAUCCAGAGGGGUCAACCAAGAGGUGGGAUCCAGAGGGGUCAUCCAGAGGGGGGAUCCAGAAGGGGGGAUUCAGAGGAGUCAUCCAAGAAGUGGGAUCCAGAGUGGGGAUCCAGAGGAGUCAUACAAGAGAGGGGAUCCAGAGGCAUGGGAUCCAGAGGGUUCACCCAGAGGUGGGAUCCAGAGUGGUCAUCCAAGAGGUAGAAUCCUGAGGGAGCAUCCAAAGGGAUCAUCCAAGAGGGGGGAUCCAGAGUGGUCAUCCAAGAGAUAGAAUCCUGAGGGAGCAUCCAAAGGGAUCAUCCAAGAGGGGGGAUCCAGAGGUGAGAUCCUGAGGAGUGAAAUCCAGAGGGGCCAGAGGUAAGAUCCAGAGGGGUCCAUGCAGCCUCUCAGGGUUCCUUGACUGGUCUCCUUGAAGAGGGGACCCUCAUCCUCACUAAGUCUGGUCUUGCCUACUUUGGUCUAAGACCAGGAUGAUGGCGGUUGCCUCUGGAUGACCACUGAUUUCUUGUGGUCCCCUCUGGAUGACCUCUGACUUCUCAUAGUAGCCCCCGACGACCGCCGACUUCUUGUGGUAGCCUGUCAGCAGACGCGACUGACUGGUUGGUUUGACCUCCCGCUGAUAAUGGCCACCAUGAGCCAAAGCCAACCUCCUGAACCUCCACUGACCUCAGACUAGAGUCCCCACUUUCCAUGAGUGAGCCCCCCUUCUUGGGACUCUGAACUCUGACCCCCUUCCCAUCUCUCUUCUCUCGC